Messenger RNA from Misgurnus anguillicaudatus (oriental weatherfish), 5341 nucleotides. The record is from RefSeq and is a predicted model, not a curated record. Lineage: Eukaryota; Metazoa; Chordata; Actinopteri; Cypriniformes; Cobitidae.
CGUGAAGCCUUGCAACAAAACAUGACACUGAAAACCCCCCUACGGAACAAAACGAAAUGGCAUAAUGCACUUUGAAUCUCCGGAGAAACAAGCGUGUUGACAAAGCCUCUCCCCUCUCGCCUCAUCUCUCCCUCCUCUCUCUCUCUCUCUCUCGCUUUCCCUGUUCCUCACGCUUUCACAUCGAUGAACACGCUGUGUGAUGAUUGCUACAUGUGGGCAUCAGUAGAUGUCUACAUACAAGAAGAGAGACAAGCUAACCCUGUCGGAGAAAAGCGACAUCUCCAGGCUCAGUUAAAGGGCUGCCAUCUAUAACAGCAGUGCACUAUAAAGGCAAAGCAACCCUAGAGCUCAAUUGUUGUAUUCGUACGACACAAUCAUCUGGACGAGAUUGCCUUGCAAGGAAAUUCAGCCAUGAAAACUAGACUAGGGUGUCUGUCUAACAAGUCUGACUCAUGCAGCGAUUUUUCAGAAUUCUUACCCCCUACCCAAGAGAGGUCUACAAGAUAUUUAAAGCUGUCCAAUGAUGAAGUGUCCAGAUGGGCAGAGUCGUUUGAUGCGCUGCUGUCCAAUAAAUAUGGUAUGACAGCCUUCAGGACCUUCCUCAAAACAGAGUUUAGCGAUGAAAACAUUGAGUUCUGGUUGGCGUGUGAAGACUAUAAAAAGAUCAAAUCCCCUGCUAAAAUGAUGUCUAAGGCCAACAAGAUCUACAAAGAAUUUAUUGAAGUCCAUGCACCCAGAGAGGUGAACAUAGACCACAGAACCAGAGAGGAAACCAAACGGAAGCUUCUGGAGCCAACGUCCAACAGCCUGAAUGAAGUCCAAGCAAAAAUAUACAGCCUCAUGGAGAAAGACUCCUAUCCCCGGUUUAUACGAUCAAAGAUCUAUCAGGACUUACUGAACAGAACACAGAUGCACUGUCAGAGAAAAUCGGUUUAAAAUGAAUGUCUAUUAAAGACUUUUGGCUUGCCUGAUUAGUUGAUAUUGAGACAAAACACAGACUUUAUUUGAGGAGUUCAGAUGCAAAAGGUGCUAAAUGCCACCACCGCCAAAAAUAAGAUAAUGAUAUUAAAGGGAUAGUUCGGCCAAAAAUUAUAUUAAACCCAUGAUUUAGGGGCCAGUCACACCAAAAGCGCUUUAAACGCUUGCAAACGCAAGGCGUGACGCACUGCCUUUUUAAAAAAAAAGAGCAGUGCGGCGCAGCUUUUCAUAUCGCUAAGCAACCACCGAGUCAGCUGUCUUGUCAAACAAAUAUUAAAGCGUGAGCGCUCUUUUGUUGUUAACUGUCAUAUUAGCAGAAACUUUAAAAAGAGGGCGCUUGCUCUGACCUUGUUUGAGGAUGAGAGGUGCACAAUAGGGAUGCUCCGAUCGAUCGACCGAUAAUGCUUGCUAUGUUUCUCAAUGAAUUACGGUGAAAUGCCGCUACAUCCAAAAGCCAGGGGGCGCUCUCGUGCAGAAACUCGUGCAAAAUGCGCUGUAGACGAAGAACAAUACAAGAUUCAAGAGUUUUAUUUGUCACAUACACAGUUAUAUACAGAAUAUACAACCGGCAGUGAAAUGUAAAUAGGUCCGCUCCAUGGACAGUGCAACACACGCAGCUGUGAUGACACGCAGCUCCAUGAAAUGGCUGAAGGAUAUAUUUAUAUUGCUGUUCUUCAAACCUUUUCAGGUAUUUUCAUGAUAAUAAAGAAUAUGUUUAAUAAUUAUGUUUGACGAGUGUUGCUUUUUCAAAUGCAUGUUAUAAAUGACUCAAACUAACAGUGAUUUUAGAUCAAUAAGGACUUACUGAUCAAAAGCCGUAGUGCAUGAAAUGGAUGUAAUAAGAUCGGCUGUCCGAUUCAGAAUAGUGAUCGGCCACGUAUUAUUAGUGGAGAUCGGAAUUGAUCGGAGAAUCCCUAGUGCACAAACACGCAGGAGAGAGUGAGCGAGUGGAGUCCGGUUCUUCAAAGCAACUGUAAACUUCACUCACCACAACGUAAGGCCCGCCUCUCCCCUCAUUCGAUUGGACAAUGGAAAGACGCGAAUGACGUUGGGCGCUUCUCCGCUCUCAGCGCUCCUUCAAAAACGCGUGCGCGGCAGGCGGCAAAAAAACGCAAGUAAACAGCGCGCAAACGCGCCCUGCCCAUAGAAUAUCAUUCAAAAAAGGCGCCUGCAACUGCCAUAAACGCUUUUGGUGUGACUGGCCCCUUACUCACCCCGAAGCAGUCCAAUGUCCAUCAUUUUUCAGACGAACACAUUUUCAGUUAUUUUAAAAAUGUUUUAGAUCUUUCAGUUAAUCAAAUAUAAAGUUACAGAGUCCACGUCCUUCAAGUCCAAAAAAUGUGCAUCCAUCCUUCACAAAAUAAAUCCAAAUGGCUCCACGAUGAUUCUCAGGAUAAUCUGCUGCAUUUUGUUGUAGAAAUAUCCACAUUUAAAACUUUAUAAAUGAAAAUAACUAGCUUCUGGUAACGCCGCCUUCUUAGUCGGGUCCGCAUUAAUGAUGAGAGAGUAUGCAGUUUAUGGAGGUUUCUCUGCUGCUGCUCUGUGCCCCCGACCUCCCCAUUUGUCAUACGUCACUAAAAAAAGUGCGUACACUACGCUGAUACUCUCUCCUGAAUACAGAGGAGUUUAAUAUGGCGACAUUAUCGGAAGCUAGUUAUUUUAGUUUAUAAAGUUUUAAAUAUGGAUAUUUAUACAACAACACUGCACGGAUUACCCUCAGAAGACCUUUGUUUAACAUCCUGGAGCCGUUUGGAUUUCUUUGGGGAAGGAUAUAUGCAAACAUUUUUGGACUUGAAGGAGCUGGACCCCAUAACUUUACUGUUUAGCAGCUGGAAUAUACAGUAUAAGACAUUUUCUAAAAUAACUGACAAUGUGUUUGUCUGAAAAAUGAUGGACAUAUGCAUCUCGGACGGCUUUGGGGUGAGUAAAUCAUGGGUUUAAUAUCAUUUUUGGUCGAACUAUCCCUUUAACUGAAUGCUUUCGGCACGUAUUAUACGUUGAUCAAAUACUUUUGCUUAAUUCCAGCCUCAAGUCAUCCAAAAAUACCGGUUUGUUGGCAGAAUCCAUUAAGAGUCUGAUAAAUAUGCUCAUUUACAUGAGUAUCAGACUCCCUUAGUGAGUUUGCAUCUGAGCUCUUCAACUGUGAUAUAUAGCAUAGUCUGGGUGUUUGUAGAUACUUAAUGAGUAAUCAGAAAAAGAUUUGUUAAAAACAAACUAGUUCCUUACUAGUUUGUGCAUCUAAAGUAAAACAUGACCCUGUACUGUGGUCCACUCGUAACUUGUGACUCUCCCUUAUAAUUGUGAUAGAAUGGUCAAUGUUCUUUCUGAAUGCUGGCAAGCAUGAAAAUGUAAAUAUAGUCUCUACAUGGAUAAUAUGUUUUAGUAGAGAAUAAUAAUUUAUUUUUCUUAUCUUCAAUGUAUCUUACAUAUUUCAACUGAAUUGUUGUGUUACAUGGAUAGUUUACGCAAAAAUAAAAAAUCGAAAUAAUAUAAUUUAUCCACCUGUUUCUUGACGUAAAUGUGGGCGCCGCCAUCAUUGAGCUUUUCGGUUUAUGACUUCCGGUGAGCCACUAAAGCUAAUGGUAGUCUAUAGCGAAGGACACAAGUGUGCCGUUUUGACUUGCUGUUUAAUGUUUAUUAUGAAAUCCAAGAAGACCGACAUAAUUUGUGCAGUCAGGGGUUAAUACAAACGCAGUAAAUCUCUACAAAACAUUUGUUUUAACCUCACGCUCACCUGAUCAUGAUCUGUAUUUACAAAUCCAUCCAGUAAAACCUUUCAUAGAAACUACCUGUAAACAAUAAAUACUAGUGCUGGGCAAAGAUUAAUCGCGAUUAAUCGCAUACAAAAUAAAAGUGAUUUUUUUUGCAUAAUAUAUGUGCGUGUACUGUGUCUAAUUAUAAUGUAUAUUUAACCACACACACAUUUAUAUAUUCAUUUCAGAAUUGUUUUAUUUAUAUAUCAUUUUUUUAAUUUAUGUUUAAUAUAGAUUAUAUAAAAAUAUAAAUAAAUAUAUAUAAACAUGUAAAUGUUUCUUAAAUACAUACAUGAAUGUGUGUGUAUAUAUAUUCAUACAUAAUAAUUAGACACAGCACGCACUCUCAUAUUAUACCAAUAAUCACUUUUGUUUUGUAUGCGAUUAAUCGCGAUUAAUCUUUGCCCAGCACUAAUAAAUACAAUAAUUGUUUAAAAACAACUAAUAUUAUGCUGAUAAAAAUAUGCUGAUUUAUUUAUUCUGCUAUUAUAUAUUAUUACAAAAAUGCAAUUACAGUACAGAAAAUAUAUAAUCUGCUAGUUAAUGUUUAUAAUAGUUCUUAAUGUGUUUGCGCGUACUUUUAAAUGAAAAAGCAAAUACUUUAUAAAGUAAGCAAAUAAUUUCCUAAGCUCAUGUCUCCACCUAGUGCGUAAGAAGCUAUGUAAUGAUAUUUUCAUAAAACGAAAACAAUACUCAAUACAUGUAGUAGUUUAAUAUUUUUUUUUUGUUCAAAUAGUUUACAAUCUGUUGAAUGAUACUGCUGACCACGAGAAGCUUGACGUGUCGCCAUAAAGAAGUCCACCAGAGGGACAGUUGUGACAUUUUAAACCAGCCCCUGAAAAGUUAAAAACACAGUCUUGGUAAAUUCCAUGUACAAACACUCAACUGACUUUCCCAUUGUAAAGAUACCGGUAUGUCUUUGUGCUUUUAUAUUUGCGCAUUGAAGACCCGUCACCUCCGAUCAACAACACGAAAUGAUUGAAUAUAUCUUCAUAUAUCAAGACACUUCUUAUUUUCAUCCUCACAUUGUUCAUACAUGGCAGGUGUAGUAAAUAUUUACUGUUUAAAUUAUGUUUUAUGCGUGCUCCCACUACACUGUUUUUUACCGGCUGGCUAUUGAAACGGAAGUCUUGGACUGGAAAGGAAAUAUGUUACAUCACUUACUUCCGCGUUCGAGAAAUAGGUGGAUAAUAUAAUUUAUUUGUUCUGCUGAACUCAAAUUAAGAUAUUUUUAGUAAAGCAGGAAACAGAAGCACCAUUGACAUCCAUAGUAGGAAAAAUAAGUAAAUAGUGCUCAAAAAUGGUUUGGUUACAAACUUUUCUUAAAAUAUCUUCUUUUGUGUUCAGCAGAACAAAUAAAUUAAUCCAGGUUUGUAACAACAUGAGGGUGAGUAAAUGAUGACAAAAGAUUUAAAUUUUUGGGUGAACUAUCCCUUUAAGACUGUCAACCCAUGAUAUGCCUACUGUGUUACUGCAUGCAGUCCUGGAUUACACACACGGCCCAAACACUAUUCUGAUUGGCUGAGAUUUGUAAUCGAUUGUGUCGCAUCACAACUUGCUUGCCACUGGAAUAUUGUCGGUGUAAUACUUAAUAAACUCCAAUAAAUAAA